Messenger RNA from Bradysia coprophila, 2526 nucleotides. Its product is annotated as ras-GEF domain-containing family member 1B. NCBI's taxonomy places the organism in Eukaryota, Metazoa, Arthropoda, Insecta, Diptera, Sciaridae. Gene Ontology annotation, cellular component: plasma membrane. The record is from RefSeq and is a predicted model, not a curated record. Gene Ontology annotation, biological process: Ras protein signal transduction. Gene Ontology annotation, molecular function: guanyl-nucleotide exchange factor activity.
AUGAGAAAUAAUUACGACUAUAACAUUUCGCUUCCCCCCAUACCAACAAUAUCCAUUCAACUUAUUCUAAUUAUAACCGCCCUAUUUAAUUACUUACAGGCUCUUUCACCCAUAACAUCAACCCUGCUAAAUGGUGGCGAUAAAAUCAUAUUAGGAACUUCCAGUGAACUCCCCGAAUAUAGUUGUGAUAACGCCCCAGACAUUCCAAAUACGGCCAUGGGUACGGGCGGUGUAAUGUAUCUUGGCGGCAACAUUGUAUCUGGACCACAGGACUCGUUGGUUGAUCUUCUUUUACCGAACAGUAUUGAAGAUUUGGACAAGGAGUUUGCAUUUACAUUUCUUCUAUCAUCACGUCUUUUUAUACGACCGCAUGACUUACUUGGCAGACUUUUGUUGAAUGUACCUGAAGAAGAACCAUUAGAUCGAUUGGUAGCAUUGCUGAGCAUAUGGACAAAUACAUUUCCGUAUGAUUUUCGUGAUGAGAGGAUUAUGUGUCACGUAAAACAUAUCGUAGCUAGGUGUGCAAAUACUGGUUUAGGUGAUGUAGUCUCUGAACUAUUGAGUGCCUUGUUAAAUCGCCUGACUGAAUUAGAGCAACAUGAAAAGGAGUUGCGUGCAUGCCAAUCACUUGUAGAUGAGACUGAAUUAAUUAAGUGGCCGUCAGCAACUCAGCUGGCACAAAUCUUAUGUCGUAUCGAACGAAAAUUAGCUAAGCACAUAGGGCCUGAAGAAUUUGUUCAAUGCAGCAGUACCGUUCACAUUAGUCGAAAUAAGAAAUCGGAAAGCAAACCAUCAGGAUCCGGUGGUCCAGGUGGUCAGGAUUCGAAGAAAACGUGCAACUUGGAAAGCUAUUUGGACUGGUCGGCAAGAUUGCGGCUACUCGUGUCGAAUGAGAUUUUAUUGUGUAAUGGAAUUCGUGAUCGCAGCAAAGUAGUUGAACUAUGGAGUGGAGUUGCACAAUACUGUCUCCUGGUGGGCAACUACAACAGUGCAACCGUAAUUUUAGAAUCCCUGGAAUCACCAGCUAUUGCAAGAUUACAAGCCACGUGGAGCAAACUUUCCACAACCAGCCAACAAUUGGAUUGUAUGCAACGACAUGCUGAUGGCUGUGGCGAUCUGUGGAUCAAACAGACCGGUGGAAAUAGUGAUGGCGAUAAGCAGCCACAGCAAAAAGUCGCAGCGUCAAGCAUAAUAUCGAAAACGAAACCAAACGAUUGGGUCGUUAUACCGGUGUUUGCCGAUAUCGUACGGCUGGCUGUACAAACACGAGAAGAGUGCUUGACUAAAUUACCGAAUGGUCAUAUGAAUGUGGCUGCUUUUUAUCGUCUCGCUGCGGUGGUGGGUGCCUUUACCAGGCAUAUGUCGGACGUUAACAGUAUAUUGACAGAGACGGGAGAAUAUGAAAACGUCUGUCGUCAUAUGCAGAAUUGUACAUUACAAACUGAUAGAGAUUUAAUGUUGGCUUCAUUCGACUGCGAGGAACCGACCAGUCAGGAAAAGCAAGCGUACCAUCUUGUAUAACGUAGACCGUUUACACUUCGACGAAAGAAAAUUUUCUCACUCAAAAUCCGAAUCAAAUUUGCACGUAAAUGAUAUCGGGCGAUACGACUCGACAGCGGAUUUGUUGAGACUUAAAAUGUUAACCAGCACCCAGGCACCGAUGGCUCCACCGAAAUUACUUGGUCCAAAUCCAAAUUGACGUUUUGUGUUUCAGUUCAAAAACCAUGGAACACUGUUCGCUAUCGAACCAAACCCAAUUAAUCCGAAUAGAAUCCGUUUCAGUUGUUUUUAGAAACACAAGACCGAAACAACAUCCUAAGUAUCAUUUGGACACAAUGUAGGAUAAAUGUAGCUGUGUAGUGUAAAAUGAGGCUAAAUAAGAUGUGCGACACUCUCGGCAGACAGGAGCAGUAGAGGCAAAUGCAGUUAAGGAACCAGCAUCCCGUUAAAAUCGUUACUUUACGCUGUCGUGGCGACCGUUGUGCGAUCGAUCAUCUUUUCAGAACAAUUUAAAUUAUUUUCCUUUUUGCUAUUGAAAAUGUUCGUCGGAAGAAAUAGUAACUUCGAUGACUUGCCUUCCAAAUCGUCGCAACGAAGAAUUAACUGAUGUGUUCGGUAACUUUUAGGAUCAGUAAGCAGAUUGAAUAUAUUAAGUACUGUGCGAGCAGUGCCAUAAUUAAAAAUGUUAAAUCCCAUCAAAUCCUGAAAAAAUAAGCUGAUAGUAAACGUGUAGAGAUCGUGGAGCCAUAGUUCGUCUGGAUAGCCGUUUGAAGUCGGGUUUUGCGAAUCGACUCUUAAGAAGAACAAAAUUUCUUCACCUUCGGCGAAAGUAAACUUUCCCGAUGAACAAAACCUUUCAGAAUUUAUUCCACGACACUAGGACACCGAUGGAUUCUUUUGAAUGUAGACUUACCGAAAUCGACGCUCCUUUUUUCUGGGACUUUUUUUAUAUACGCCUAGUUGGGCCUUGGUGCCAAGGCCCCAAAACCAGUUUAAGAUAUUUUUGAUCUUUCACACCUGAUUCCU